This is a messenger RNA of Bombus pascuorum, 12743 nucleotides long. RefSeq names its product dynein axonemal heavy chain 1-like. The record is from RefSeq and is a predicted model, not a curated record. Lineage: Eukaryota; Metazoa; Arthropoda; Insecta; Hymenoptera; Apidae. The coding region runs from base 16 to 12318 and encodes 4100 amino acids. The transcript is spliced from 56 exons. Gene Ontology annotation, cellular component: dynein complex. Gene Ontology annotation, biological process: microtubule-based movement. Gene Ontology annotation, molecular function: ATP binding; ATP hydrolysis activity; dynein light intermediate chain binding.
GUCCCGAAAGUACAAAUGCAGCAAAAUGUGGAGCCCAAGCGAAUUCCACGAAACGUCGAGAUGGAGAGGAGACGCAGAUUGUACAGGAAUUUGAAAAUCCAGGACGUUUUGGAGGAAAUUGGUGUUUCACCAAAGCAAAUGUUACCUCCGUCCGCCACAUUAUCGCUACUAACUUACGAAGAGACAGACGGUUUAUUCGGUACGGCGCAUUUUCUUCCUUUGGAAAUUUUUGACGACGAAGAAUACGACUGUAGGACGGUAGAAGAUUGGAUAAAUCUUGGGGUGAUCGAUGGAACGCGUUAUCCGCUACCGGCUACCGUUUUUGUGCCAAGAUUCCGAUCCGAGGACGAAACGUUUUCCCUCGAGGACAAUCGGUUGAACAACCUGUUCGCUUGGACCAACGCUGCUGUUACUCAUUACGAUCGCGAGAGGAAAUUGUGGACUGUGCUCACGCUUGACGGCAGAAAGCGCAAGUUUAAGAUACCGAGGAUUUAUAUUCGUCUGUUCGCCGAAGAUCCAAGGAUCUAUGCGAAGAGAGUGGCGGCGGCCAUUGAACACAGACGAAUUGCCGAAGCUUCUAUAAAGUAUCAUUUUUAUUUGGAUUGUAUGCUAAUGGAAGGCAUGAAAACGUUGAACGAGGAAGAGAAAGAAACGAUCGUUCGUUUGGCUACGAAUAAUUCCAGAAAUAAACAUAAAUAUGUGAUGUUGCUGAUGGAAGAAAUUUGUCUGGAUUACCAGCGGACCAUGUGCGAUCUUACGUGGAGGCAGAUGAUACAGCGAAAUCCGGAAAUGUUUAAAUUUGUCACGUGGAUGCCCGAUAUCGAGGCCACGAGGGUGCCAGAAAAGGGCAAGAUCGAUACAGGCAUGACAAAUUUUCUGAAAGUGAGGCAACGUACGCACUGGAUAACGUUGUACGUUCACGAAGAAGUAUACCAAGCUAUGGCGUGCGUCAUGGCGGAAUGCGUGUACGUAUCCUCUAUGAAUUUAUUCGCUAUUUCUUAUGGCAAACAAAUAAGACUGUUAGAGUUCGAGGAUCUGCAAACCCAGGCCAUCCUUACGGUUAUUAAGUAUUUGAAAGAGCCGUGGUUGGAAAAAAUUACGCAGUCGGUUAGGAUGUGCUUGAGGGAUCUUGGAAAGGGUUGGUUUAAUCUGGAACAGAAGAAUCACGGGGUGUACGAUGUGAUGAAAUUGAAACGUUUCAUGAAUCUCACCACUCUUCGUAUGCAGUAUGCGUUGCGUGUUCUGGUGGAAAAUUCGAUCAAAUCGUACGGAGAGAUCUUGGAAAGGCCGGCGUUGUGCGUCUUGGACGUGGAGGAGUCGUUCGCUUGGGGAGACGAUCUUAUCGAUACCCGAUUUAAGCCUACUGCCAAUCCCGUCUUCCUCGUUGAUCUUCAAAUGGAUGAACAGAAAGCAUAUUACACGACAGAUCCAGACAAAUUCGCAGUAGGUGCAUUUCCGUUCUAUCGCUUUUCAUUCGAUAAAGAUAGAUGUUUAAAACACGAACGAAAUGAAAGCAUCGUCGCUUUAUACGACAACGCGCUCGCCGCUUGCCAUCAAAUCAGGCAACUACAUCCCUUUCUACUCCCAAAGUUGAAGUUCCCAGCUGACCUUUUUCUAAGUUCCGUUGGUUUACUCGAAGACGAGGUAUGCAAAGUUCGCGACCGAUUGACUAUAGCUUACAAAAAAUCAACGAUACCGUUGAGAGCGUACGCGAAGGAAUACAGCCGAUAUCAGUCGUUCUUCAAUCUCGACAUCCCGCGGUACAUCGAGUCGUACAAGCAGGAGGAGCUUAGCACGGCGGAGAUAAAGGAGGAAAUUGCGUUUCAUAUGACGAUGAAACAGAAUCUGCAAGCGACUUUACCCAAUACCAUUGCCAUCGGUCCGUUUCUAGCGAACGUUCGCCCUUUGAAGGAUUUGCUGAUGCGGAAACGGCACGAGUGUGCCACGGAAUUGCUCGUUAUGUUGACGGAGAAGUUACGAACGGAUGUCGACGAUAUCUUGGAAGAAUACACGCAGAUAAGGUACAAAUUGAGGGAAGUGCCGCAGAGUAUCGAGCAUAUAUUCGAGAUACGCGACUGGAUGGAAACUAUACCGCUUCGAGUGCAGAAUCUCGAAGAGAGGAUGGACGUAUUGAAGUUGGAUUUCGAUAUUCUCGACGCAUUUCUAUGGAACAUAUCCGACGAAGACUUCCAUGCCAAGUGGGAAGUGAUCGGUUGCCCUGUUCAAAUUGAGAAAGAGGUGCGAGAAACGAACGAACGGCUGAUGGAAGAGCAGGAAAAGUUCUACAAGAUCCAACUGCAGGACGAGGUUCUACUGCAAGAGAGAAUAGACACUCUGGUUAGCAACGUGGCGAACAUCGCUCUUCAAACGGAUAUCAAUCGUAUACACGAGACUGCGCUCGAUGUGAAACGAAUUUGGAAGAGCAUGGUCGACUGUCGGGAGAUGGGUUUAUUGCUGAAUGAACGGCAAAAGCUGUUCGACAUGAAAGUGGUGCCUUUCGAUCAUUUGCACAAGUUGAUGCGCGACUUUGAACCUUACAGAAGCUUGUGGGUCACCGCUUCAGACUGGCUUAAAUGGCACGACAUAUGGAUGGACAACCCGCUGAUGAACGUCGAUGGCAGUCAGAUCGACGUUCUAGUUGCCGAUAUGCAUCGGGCAAUUACUCGCGCGAUUCGAACGUUUCAAGAAUUUCCAAAGGUGCAGGCGAUUGCAAUUGCUAUAAGGCAACAAAUGGACGAGUUCAAGCCUUACGUUAGUCUCAUACAAGCUCUUCGAGAUCCGGGAAUGAAGGAUCGCCACUUCGAGCAACUGAGCGCGCAAACUGGCAUACAGAUGGCACUCAAGCCAAGCAUAACGUUUAAAUCGCUGCUGAUGCUCGGUAUCGAGGAGUUUGAAGAAUUGGUAAAGACCGUCGCCGACACAGCAGCCAAAGAAUACGCCACGGAACGGACGUUGAACAAAAUGAUCGAAGAGUGGGAAACGAUCGUUAUGGAGAUACUGGCGUAUAAAACCACUGGAACGUAUAUAAUAAAGGUGGCAGAGGAAAUUACGAUGCUACUAGAGAACCAUAUACUCGGCGUACAGCAGCUGGCGUUCAGCCCGCUGAAGACCGUUUUCGAGGACGAGAUUACCGAAUGGGAGUAUAAAUUAAAGUUGACGGAGCAAGUGCUGAUUUUAUGGAUCGAAGUACAAAGGUGGGAGGGAUCGAGCGAAAGAGCGAAUCGUUUGUUUAACGAUAAGAACGUGCUCGAUUACAGAGAUUGGAUGUAUCUGGAGCCAAUAUUUACUUCGGAGGACAUUAAGGUUCAGCUGCCGGUGGAGACUAGAAAGUACAAUGCGAUGGAACGCAACUGGAGACGAAUCAUGAAGAACGCCUAUGAAAAUCCCUAUGUUAUCAAAAUAUGCCCCGACAUCAAUCUACUGGAGAGCCUUCAAGAGUGUCAAAGUUUGCUGGAGGUAGUGCAGAAAGGUCUAUCGAACUACUUGGAGAUGAAACGACGAAUCUUUCCUCGAUUCUACUUUCUCAGCGACGAGGAACUUUUGGAGAUCCUGGCCCAAGCGAAGAACGUGCAAGCGGUGCAACCGCACCUUAGAAAGUGUUUCGAGAACAUUCAAGAAGUGAAGUUCGAGGAGGAUCUACAGAUCACUCGGAUGUACUCUGCCGAGAGGGAGGAAGUGCUGCUCGAUCCACCGAUGUACCCGUUGAGGAGCGUGGAGUAUUGGCUGGGCGAUCUGGAGACGGUGAUGCGCACCACUAUCAGAAAUAUCAUUGGAGCGGCUCUGCUAGUCGUCGAUGAAAUUCCAAGAAAAACCUGGGUGUACAUGUGGCCGGGACAAGUGACUCUCUGUUGCGGUCAAACUUAUUGGACCGCGCAAGUGGAAAACGGCAUCCGUAGCAAAACUCUCUCCGACUACUAUCACCGACUGUUGGCACACAUGGAGGAUCUACGGGAAUUGGUGCGUGGUCCACAAACGGAAAUUCAAAGAUUAAUGCUAGAAGCGGUGAUCACUAUCGAGGUGCACGCGCGCGAUGUGCUGUACAAGCUGUUACAGGAAAAAGUAUCGAACGUGAAUGAUUUCGAUUGGAUAUCACAGCUUCGCUACUACUGGGUGGAUGGCGAGCUGAAAGUGCGCGCUGUGAAUGCGGAGUUUCCGUACGGAUACGAAUAUCUGGGUAACACUGGAAGACUGGUCAUCACCCCUCUGACCGAUCGAUGUUACUUGACGCUAACCGGGGCGUUGCACUUGAAAUUCGGCGGUGCGCCGGCUGGCCCCGCCGGAACCGGCAAAACGGAAACCACCAAGGACCUCGCCAAAGCGUUCGCCAUACAGUGUGUGGUGUUCAAUUGUUCCGAUCAGUUGGACUUUAUGUCGAUGGGAAAGUUCUUCAAAGGUCUCGCAAGUGCAGGCGCAUGGGCAUGUUUCGAUGAAUUCAACAGAAUAGAUAUCGAGGUGCUGUCCGUGAUUGCCCAGCAGAUCAUGACGAUCCAGCAAGCGCAACAAAUGCGAAUGGACACAUUCAUCUUCGAAGGGGAUGAAAUCGUACUAAAGACAUCGUGCGCGGUAUUCAUCACUAUGAAUCCUGGUUACGCGGGUAGGACGGAAUUACCAGACAACUUGAAAGCCUUAUUCCGUCCUGUGGCUAUGAUGGUACCAGACUAUUCGCUCAUCGCUGAAAUUUCAUUAUUUUCGUACGGUUUUUCCGAGGCGAAAGUUUUGGCGGGCAAAAUAACGACUACGUUUAAAUUGAGCUCGGAACAAUUGAGCACACAGGAUCAUUAUGAUUUCGGAAUGCGAGCGGUGAAGACGGUCAUCGCUGUGGCGGGAAAUUUAAAAAGGGAACAGAAAGAUUUAAACGAACAGCAGAUCUGUUUACGCGCUUUGCGAGAUGUGAACGUACCCAAGUUCUUAAAAGAUGAUUUGACGCUGUUCAACGGUAUCGUGUCUGAUUUAUUUCCACGUUUGGAGGAGAAACACGUAGACCAUGGAGUAUUGGAAACACAAAUUCGUGCAGCGAUUGCGAGGAUGGGUCUAGAAGAAGUUAACGAAUUCGUGAAGAAAGUUAUCCAAUUGUACGAGACGACUGUGGUGCGGCACGGAUUAAUGCUGGUCGGUCCAACCGGGUCCGGCAAGACAAGGUGCUACGAGGUUCUGAAGGAAGCAUGCACGAAACUGAAGGGACAGCCACAGCCAAGCGGUAAGCCGUUCGCGGCUGUGAUCACGCACGUGUUGAAUCCAAAAUCGAUUACGAUGGGUCAGCUGUACGGCGAAUACGAUCUUAACACGCGCGAAUGGACCGAUGGAAUUUUCUCGACGUUGCUCAGAGCUGGAAUAGCCGCGGACGAUUCGAACAAACGUUGGUACGUUUUCGACGGACCUGUCGAUGCGCUGUGGAUCGAGAACAUGAAUACCGUGUUAGACGACAAUAAGAAACUUUGUCUAACCUCCGGUGAAAUAAUGAAGAUCCUGCCUACGAUGACGAUGAUGUUCGAAGUAGCUGACCUGAGGGUCGCUUCGCCGGCUACGGUUUCAAGAUGCGGCAUGGUGUAUCUGGAACCAGAAGGUUUAGGUCUCGAUCCCCUCGUUAAUUGCUGGUUGAGACGAUUGCCGAAAAAUAUGUCGGAAUACGUGGACGAAAUAGCCGAAUUGACCAGGCAGUUUUUAUUUCCCGGGCUGAAACUUCUACGUAACGAACUACGAGAAAUCGUAAACACCGUCGAUUCCGGGAUGGUACAGUCCUACGUAAACUUGAUGAACUUUCGGAUUGGUCCGAUGGCUGGUCGAGACGGGAAACCUCCGCCGACCGGUCUGCUGUCACCGUGGGCAGCUUUCGCUGCAGUUUGGAGUCUCGGAGCGACCAGCGACUACAACAGUCGUCUGAUAUUCGACGAGUGGACGAGAAAAGUGCAAAGGGACAAUCGACAUCCUUUGCCGUUUCCCGACGAUGGUUUGGUGUUCGAUUACAGAUUGCACGACGGAGGCUUUACCGAUCCGAUCGACGGCCAAGAUCCAGUCGCACCAAGGUGGUACAAAUGGUUGGACGACGUGGCUGCGAUCAACAUCACGCCAGAGAUGAAGUUUGCCGGUAAACAGCGAAACGUAGUGAAAAAUAAAGAUACCUGCUCCGUGUGUAAUUAUAUCGUUACGAUCGUAACAACAGACAUGGAGAUACCGACGAUGGACAGCGUAAGAAGCGCCACUCUGAUCGGCUAUCUGUUGAUCAACGACUCGAACCCUCUGUGUGUCGGGCCAACCGGAAGCGGAAAGACUCUGACCGUAACGGCGAAACUUUCAAGGAACAUGCCGAAAAAGUUUAUUUGCGACUUUAUCACGUUCUCUGCCAGAACUAGCGCGAAUCAGACUCAGGAUUUGAUCGACGAGAAAUUGACGAAAAGGCGUAAAGACGUGUACGGGCCACCGUUGCUUCGACAGCAAAUCUUCUUCAUCGACGAUUUGAACAUGCCUGCUCUCGACACGUACGGUGCUCAGCCUCCUAUCGAAUUGCUCCGACAAUUCAUGGACUUUCGAGGAUGGUACGACCGGAAGGAGAUCGGUUCGUUCAGCCGGAUAGAGGAUGUCAAUUUCGUCGGUGCGAUGGGACCGCCUGGUGGCGGUAGAAAUCCAAUAACCGACAGACUGUUGCGACACUUUCAUUUCAUCGCAUUCCCGGAAAUGGAAGACGACGCUAAGAGACACAUCUUUGGAACGAUUCUGAAUGCCUGGCUGUCCGUGACGCCGCACUUUGCACACAUGUUGGACGCUUUUGUGAACUCGACGUUGGAUUUAUAUACCGUUAUAUGCAAGCAGUUGCUGCCGACGCCUCACAAGUCUCAUUAUACCUAUAACGUUCGCGAUCUCGGCAAAGUGUUCCAAGGAAUGCUCAUGAUGAAUCCGGCAAAAAUAGAGCGUCGAGAAAAAUUACUGUUACUCUGGUACCACGAGAACGUACGAGUGUUCAGCGAUCGUUUGGUGAACGAGCAAGACCGAAAAUGGUUCGACGACCUCUUACGAGAUACGAUGAGCAGAGAGUUUCGGUGCGAUCCCGGUGAAAUUGUCGGCGAUGUAACGUUAUUUUUCGGUGACUUUGUUGGGACCAGCAAACAGUACGACGAAAUAACCGAUCGGAAGAAGAUGGAACGCGUAUUGGAGGAAUUCUUGGAAGAUUACAAUGCUACGACAACGACACCCAUGAAGCUGGUGCUGUUCCAAGACGCUAUGGAUCAUAUCUGCAGGAUUAAUCGAAUCCUACGACAGCCUCGAGGAAACGCUCUACUUUUGGGAAUGGGAGGAUCGGGACGACAGAGCUUAACGAGACUAGCCUCGAACAUGCAGGAUUACGCUUGUUUUCAAAUAGAGCUGAGCAGCGCUUACACGUCGAGCGAUUGGCGCGACGAUAUUAAAAAUUCAAUGAUGAAGGCCGGUGUACAGAACCAAUGUAUCGUCUUCUUAUUUUCCGACACACAGAUAAAAGACGAUUCGAUGCUAGAGGAUUUGAACAGCGUGCUAAACAACGGUGACGUACCAAAUAUCUACAAGGCGGAUGAAAUGGAAAAGAUCUUUCAUUCGAUGCGUGGCCACGUGCAGGAAGCUGGCCUACAGAUCAAUAGAAGUAACCUGUUUUCCGUUUACGUGAAGACAGUGCGUAACAAUCUACACGUCGUCGUUACUAUGAGCCCGAUCGGUGAGACGUUUCGCGCGCGUAUCAGACAGUUUCCAGCUUUGGUGAACUGCUGCACGAUCGAUUGGUUUUGUCCGUGGCCGGAAGCCGCGCUUCAGAGCGUCGCUAUGCGAUUCCUCUCCGAGAUACAAGACGAAUCUAUUACCGAAGACGCGUUGAAGUCGAUCGUAAGAAUGUGCCAGUAUAUGCAUUCGAGCGUGAUCGAUGCGAGCGAUCUGUUUCUCAAGGAACUGAACCGGUAUAAUUACGUUACGCCCACGUCGUAUCUGGAACUAUUAUCCGGCUACGGUGAUCUCCUGACUAAGAAGAAAACGGAGAUACAAACGGCGGCAAAUCGUCUCGCUACUGGUCUGGAGAAACUAGCGAACGCAGAAACGGAAGUAAAACAUAUGCAGCAAUUACUGGCGGAGAUGAAACCAAAGUUGGAAGAAGCGGCGAGAGCGACGGCCAGAAUGAUCGAAAAGAUCACGGUCGACACCAUGGAGGCAGAGAAGACGCGAGCGCGGGCGAAAGAGCAAGAGGCGAUAGCGGCAAAGAUGAAGGUGGAGAAUCAGGCGAUCAGAGACGAAGCGGAAGCUGAUUUGAGUGAAGCACGGCCGAUGUUGAUCGCCGCCGAGAAGAGCUUGAAGGCCCUGAACAGAAACGACAUCACCGAGGUGAAGGCGAUGAAAAGGCCUCCGGUCGGCGUGCUUCUCGUCAUCGAAGCCAUCUGUAUUAUAAACAACGUGAAACCGAUCAAGGUGCCGGUGGGUGGAAAAUUCGGGGCAGAAACGAAACUGGAUUACUGGACGCCUGGCAGCUUGAUGCUCUCGGAUCCAGGCCACUUUUUAUACACCAUGGAGAACUACGAUAAAGAAAAUCUAACCGAAGAAAUAAUAAAUAAGCUAAAGCCCUACAUCGAAAAUCCAAAUUUUCAACCAUCCAAGAUCGAAUACGUAUCGAAGGCGUGUCACUCGCUGUGCCUGUGGGUGCAUGCAAUGUACAACUACUAUUUCGUAAAUCUGAAAGUAAAACCAAAGAUGGAAGCAUUGGCGAAAGCCGAGGUGGCUCUCGUGGAGACGGAGGAGGCGCUGAAUAUGGCGAUACAAAGACUGAGGGAAGUGGAGGAAGGUGUGGAACAACUACGAAAGCUUCUACGAGAAGAAGAGGAGAGGAAAGCGGAACUGGAGCGGGAAAAGCAGCUUUGCGAAGAUAGGAUGGGAAGAGCUGUCAGGUUGAUCGACGGUCUCGCCGGGGAACAGAUACGUUGGACCACCACGGUGCUUGAACUUAAUACGUCGUUGAAAAACGCCGUAGGCGAUAUCCUUCUAGCUUCCGGUGCGAUAGCCUAUUUGACACCUUUUACGGACGCGUAUCGACAGACGCUGUUAUCGUCGUGGAAAGAGGUUCUCGGCGAAGGGGUUCCGCACACGCCGGGCAGCGACCCCGUAUCCACUUUGGGCGAUCAAGUGGAGAUAAGAAGGUGGCAAAUCGAGGGAUUGCCCAGGGAUACGCUAUCCGUGGAAAACGCCGUGCUGGCGAUGCACUCGAAUCGCUGGCCGCUGUUUAUCGACCCCCAAGCGCAAGCUAAUAAAUGGAUACGUUCGAUGUACAAGGGCAACGGCAUAUCGGUGGCAAGAAUGAAGGACAAAGAGCUGCUUCGCGUGGUCGAGUCCUGCGUGCGAUUUGGAAGAGCCUGCCUGGUGGAGAACGUCGGCCAGGAGCUGGAGGCGGGAUUAGAUCCGAUUCUCUUGAGAUCGUUGUUCGAGCAUGGCGGUCAAUGGUGCGUCAAAGUUGGCGAGAAUAUCGUUCCCUACAAUCCGGAUUUCCGGCUCUUUCUCACCACCAGACUCUCGAGCCCGCGUUACACGCCGGAAGUAUGCGUGAAAAUACUGCUGGUCAACUUUGCGCUCACCGCCACAGGUUUGGAGGAUCAGAUGCUGUCGUUGGUCGCCAUCCAAGAACGGCCGGACCUCGAGCAAGCGAGAAACGUUCUGAUCGAAUCGAACGCCGAAAUGAGAAAAGAGCUACAGCAGAUAGAAGACAGGAUCCUGUAUCGAUUGUCGGUGUCCGAGGGUUCCGCCGUCGACGACAUGGAUCUUAUUCUCACGUUGGAGGCGUCCAAAGUUAAAAGCGAGCAGAUCAAGGUGAAGAUGAAAGAAGCGGAGAUCACCCAGGUAGACAUCGACACGACCAGAUCGCUGUAUAUACCAGUCGCGGUUCGUGCCCGUAUCCUCUUCUUUUGUCUCUCCGAUCUGCAAUUCAUCGACACCAUGUAUCAGUACUCGCUCGAAUGGUUCGUCGACAUAUUCAACAAUAGCAUACUGGCGACGGAAAAGAGCGGUGAUAUCCAAGUACGAGUGGCAAAUAUCAAUCGGAAAUUCAUGUUGUCGCUGUUCUCGAACGUGUGCCGCAGUCUGUUUGAAAAACACAAGCUUCAUUUCGCGUUCCUCGUUUGCGCUAGGAUUCGUAUGAACGACAAUUCGAUCGACGCGAUCGAAUGGAGGCAUCUUUUGUCGGGAGCCGAACCGAUGCAAGAAGGUGAAAACCCGGCGCCGGAAUGGAUUACACCGCGUUGCUGGAAGGAGAUUCAGGCGCUCGAGAAUCUGCCGAGCUUUCACACGUUCGUCGAAUUCUUCGAACAGUCGGUGACUCGAUUCAAAACGGUGUUCGACGCUCAGGAGGCGCAUCUGGCCGCGUAUCCAGAACCAUGGGGAUCCAAGCUGGACGACUUUCAGAAGAUGUUGCUGCUCAAGUGUCUUCGUCCCGACAAGGUGACCAACGCGAUGCAACUGUACUUGGCCAAAUAUUUAGGCCACGAAUUUGUCGAGCCUCAAACUACCGAACUGUCCGCCAUUUACCACGAAUCUUCGCCAACUACGCCCAUCGUCUUCGUUUUGUCCACCGGCACGGAUCCCGCCGCGGAACUCUACAAAUUCGCAGACAAGUUAAAGAUGAGCACAAAAUUGCACGCUAUCUCGCUUGGACAGGGACAAGGUCCCAGAGCCGAAGCGAUGUUGAAGUUAUCGGCGGAGCAAGGUUACUGGUGCUUCUUUCAGAAUUGUCAUUUAGCCCCGAGUUGGAUGCCGGAGUUAGACUCGCUGGUCGAACGUCUAUCACGGGCGAAAAACCAUCGUGAUUUUCGCUUAUGGCUAACCUCCGCACCCUCGCCAGACUUUCCCGUCAGCAUUCUUCAGAACAGCAGCAAAAUGACGGUCGAACCACCCCGGGGAAUAAAGGCAAACAUGUUCCGCGUGUACUUGACGCAAGUGACGGAGAUGCAAACGUUUAUCGACUCUGCCCACGCGAGAGUUCGCCACUUCAAAUGGUUGGUAUUUUCCUUGUGUCUGUUUCACUCGGUACUACUGGAACGAAGAAAGUUCGGUUCCUUAGGAUUCAACAUACCGUACGAGUUCACCGACGGUGAUUUAAGGAUCUGCAUAUCGCAGUUGCACAUGUUUCUCUUGGAAUACGAUACCGUUCCGUUUAAGGUGCUGAUAUACACAGCUGGGCACAUCAAUUAUGGCGGCCGAAUAACGGACGACUGGGAUCGUCGAUGCGUGCUGACCAUCCUGCGAGAUUUUUACAGACAAGAGAUUCUAUCGUCGUCGUAUCGAUUCGACGAAGAAGGGCGUUACGUUCAACUACCAGACACGGCCACGUUUCACGAUUACAUCGAGUACGUAAAAACCUUCCCCCUCAACGACCACCCAUCGAUGUUCGGAAUGCAUCCAAACGCGGAUAUUAGCUUCGCGCAAGCGGAAACCUACGCCUGUCUGAACACGUUACUCGCGCUUCAGCCACGACAAGUCGGAGCCGCGGCUGCGAGCGUCGAAGAGGUGACCAAUCGAUUAGCCCAAGAUAUGCUGUCGACGAUACCACGAACCUUCGAUUUGGCCGUUAUGCAGCAAAAGUAUCCGGUAUCGUACGAAGAGUCCUUUAACACUGUACUGCUUCAAGAAGCUAUACGCUAUAACGGUUUGCUGGAUGUGGUAAAAACAACGCUGGUGGAUCUGUUGAAAGCUUUAAAGGGAUUGGUCGUCAUGUCCGAACACUUGGAAAUUGUGUCCAACAGCCUGUACACUAACAGAAUUCCACAAGUUUGGCAAGAUAAGGGUUAUCCUUCGUUAAAACCUCUCGGUGCUUGGUUCCUGGAUUUGAAAGAACGAAUCCAAUUUUUAAGAUCUUGGGAAAACAGAGGGAUACCAGCGGCCUUUUGGAUUUCCGGUUUCUACUUUCCUCAAGCAUUUUUAACAGGCACUUUGCAAAAUUUCGCACGCAAAUACGUCGUAUCCAUCGACGCGAUUGAUUUCAGUUUCCAGGUAUUAAAAUCGAUACCAGAGCACAGACCGCCAAAUGGUUGUGUUAUUUAUGGCCUGUUUCUCGAAGGAUGUCGAUGGGAUGGAAACUACUUAAACGAAUCUUUACCUAAGGAACUAUAUACUAACAUGCUUCCGAUUCUACUUUUGCCAGAAGUAGAUCACAAGCAACCUGAAGGAAUCUACGUUUGUCCCGUGUACAAAACUAUCAACCGAGCAGGAACAUUGAGCACUACCGGUCAUUCGACAAAUUUUGUAUUACCGAUGGAAAUUCCUAGCCAAAAACCGCAAGCUCAUUGGAUCAAGAGAGGCGUAGCUCUGAUUUGCGCGUUGGAUUACUAACGAUAUCUAUUUUAACGUCCUUUGUUUCGCUUGUAAUCUCCAUGUAAUUGCUCUACCAUUACGUUUAUUUAACCAUAUUAUUCGUAUUAUUGUUUGUGCGAGUAAAACAAAAUACUUGGUAUAAAAUUACGAUAAAACGACAGAACAACGGUAUUAUUAUUAUUAUUAUUAUUAACGAGAUCGGGCAACGAGUGCAACGAUCGUUAUCGAUCCGUUCUAAUCGUUUUACGUAUCUCUUUCGUAUAAUUUUCGAUCCUUCCUUUUCGAUCUUCUAUAUUCCUCGUUAGCCCAUUUAAUGAUCGCAACCGUCGAUAGAAAUGCUGCGACAAAAUAAGUGCUAAUUAGUUUUUCAUUUCUUAACGAUAAAAUAGUAAUAUACGUAAUCGUAUUAUAAAAUUGUUAAGAAAAUUUCAUCAAUCUUUUAU